AUGUCUUGUGGUUCUGGCCUGUGGCUGAUGCUCACCGACACGCCGUGGCGCUCCGCCCUUCAGUUCUUCAGCCUCACCUGCCUGGGUGGGGUGGCCCUUUGGGCCCCAGUGGCUGUGCCGGUGCCGGGUCCCAAGCUCCGCAUUGUCCCCGUGGCGGGCGACGGCAACUGCCUCUUCCGCGCUGUGGCGCGUGGGGAGAACGGCACCGAGCCGCUGAGGCCAAAGGAGGAGGACGCCCGCAGUAAGGAACUGAGGGCGAAGGCGGUGGCGGAGUUGGUACGGCAGCGAAAGGAGAUUGAAUGGGCCAUUGAAGGCAACUUCGAUAGUUAUGUGCGAAGGAUGUCACGAAAUGGUGAAUGGGGUGGAGAACCAGAACUUUUGAUGCUGUCCAAGGUGCUCCAUCGAUGCAUCGAAGUGUACAUGAUGACGCAACGUUUGACCAAGAUCCAGACCUAUGGAGAGGAAUUCACCGGCGCCCCGAAAAUUCGGGUUCUCUUCCACGGCUACGGACACUACUCUGCCAUGGUGGAAGAUGCUGCAAAAGAGUUUGCACCAGAUGAUCCUCGCUUGGUGAUCAACUACCGAAAGGUUUACGACGUUGCUUGCAUUUCUUUGGGCCCUUGUGGUCAUGAGGACCCUAGUACCAACUGGACGUGA
Cladocopium goreaui is the source of this 657-nucleotide messenger RNA. The record is from the annotation of a GenBank genome assembly. NCBI's taxonomy places the organism in Eukaryota, Dinophyceae, Suessiales, Symbiodiniaceae.